Anopheles marshallii is the source of this 1002-nucleotide messenger RNA. RefSeq names its product GDP-fucose transporter 1 (gene nac). Gene Ontology annotation, biological process: GDP-fucose import into Golgi lumen; protein O-linked glycosylation via fucose. Gene Ontology annotation, cellular component: Golgi apparatus. NCBI's taxonomy places the organism in Eukaryota, Metazoa, Arthropoda, Insecta, Diptera, Culicidae. Gene Ontology annotation, molecular function: antiporter activity. The coding region runs from base 1 to 1002 and encodes 333 amino acids. The record is from RefSeq and is a predicted model, not a curated record. The transcript is spliced from 2 exons.
AUGUAUCAACCAUUGGAAAAGGAAAAUUUAUUCACGAAAUACAUCCGGAUAGGCGUGGUAGUAGCGGCCUAUUGGAUCAUUUCCAUUCUGACGGUAUUUGUGAAUAAAGCACUUUUGAGCGGGUUGAAGCUCGAUGCGCCGCUAUUUGUGACGUGGUUUCAAGUACUAACUUCCUCGUCAAUAUGUUUCACUAUGAGCAUGCUCGGCAAGCGCUAUCCACGCACCGUAUCCUUUCCCGAUGGUAAUCCUUUCGAUAAGGAAACUUUCCGCAAGGUGAUCCCUCUAUCAAUUCUAUUCACGGCAAUGAUUGCGACGAACAACCUGUGCCUGAAGUACGUCGGUGUUGCCUUCUACUACGUGGGUCGAUCGUUGACGACCGUCUUCAACGUGCUGUUGACGUACGCUUUGCUGGGACAAAAAACGAGCACCAAAGCGGUCCUGUGCUGUGUGCUGAUUGUGGCCGGAUUUUGGAUCGGCGUCGAUCAGGAAAGUUUAACAGAAUCAUUUUCGCUCAUCGGUACCAUAUUCGGUGUGCUUGGCUCGUUGAGUCUUUCGCUGUACUCGAUCUACACUAAGCGUACGCUGCAGUUCGUAAACCAAGAGGUGUGGUUGCUAAGCUACUACAACAAUGUUUACUCUGCGGUACUUUUCAUUCCACUAAUGAUCAUCAACGGGGAGGUGCAGGAAGUGUUGAACUACGAGCACUUAACUGAAGCUUGGUUCUGGGGUGUUAUGACGAUUGGAGGUGUUUUUGGGUUUGCCAUCGGAUUCGUCACGACUCUACAGAUUAAAGUUACCUCUCCGCUGACGCAUAACAUAUCCGGUACAGCAAAGGCGUGCGCUCAAACAGUAAUAGCGACGUCCUGGUACCAGGAAACAAAGUCAUUCCUCUGGUGGACAUCGAACGUGGUCGUGCUGCUUGGUUCGGCUUUCUACACACGCGUCAAACAGGUCGAAAUGGACCAGCUGCAUCGCGAACAAAUGAACAGUCAGAAGGUGUGA